AUGGCAUCCCACGCGGCCAUGCUCCUGGACCCGCGAGCCUACAGGAAACGGAUCCAGACAAACGGUAAUAAUAGCCCCGGAUAUACACCCUAUGGUCCGUCAAAUUUACACAGCGAUGCGACUUCCACAAAGGGCCCUGACAUCGACGGCACUUUGUUCUUCCCGUCGCGGAUCCGUUGCCCCUCUCCACCCGAGGACCCUGUUUAUGGCUAUUCGAGUUCAAAUGCAACUGGUUCACAGUCAGUUGGCUUACUUGGUGAAGGAACAACAGGACAGUCGGAUCCCGGUCGUCAGUCGUCGCGCAGCCAUGCGACUACGCCCUCUCUCGCGCCGGCAGGCACCGUCACCGCCACCCACCAGUUUCUCAGCCCCCAACGCCUUCCAUUAUCGAGAAGAACCGCGAAGUCGAGAUCGCCACGACGAGAUGCGAGUCGGUCGAGUAGUGCUGGGAAUAGAACGGCAAAGUCGCCACAGCAUGCUGUGAGAUUAGAACCGACGAUCGAUGUGCAGUAUGCGGCACCAACGGAUUUUGAGAAUGGGAACAAUGAGAAUGGGGCCACCGAUACGCGCCAUGGCAGUUUGUUAGAGGAUAUGUAUGGGGUGGAGAGACGGGAAAACCAGCCGCGCAAAAGGAUCAAGACCGUUGAUCCAUUGGAUGAGCAGCAACAGCAGGCAAAACGCAGGAACUUCGCAAUGGUCGGGAAUAGCGGGUUGGGAGAAUGGAUGAAAGAAGACCAGGGCGAAUCUAAGCAGUCUUUCUCAGCUACAAACAUCGUCGAUCUGACACUAGAUGCUCCCAGCCACGGCGACGAUGACGAUCUACAGGUUACCGGAUCUAACAAUCUCAGCAUACAAAGAGUUUGCUACGGGAAGUUAGAAAAUGCGAUGGUUCAAGCGAUUAUGGUUCCAAGGCCAGCUGCACAGAAUAUCUUUGGAGACUCGGCACAUGACUGGCCAUCGUUAAAGCUAGGAGUACACAGGGAAGCAAACCAGGGCAACAACCGAAUAGAUGUAUCAGACCCCCAUGGGAAAAUAUUCGGUGCAAUAGAUGCAAAGACAGCAGCGGUGAUUGUUCCCUUACUCGAUUCUCCUGCCUUGAGGGUGGAUAUCACGGCUCGAUUGGACGUUCGAAGACGGUCACCAGACGAAUAUCCAUGGGGGCCUUGUUCCGCAUUCUACCGUGCAUCUAUCAACCUCUAUGGCCUCAGGAAGGACGCGGACAUUGUCGGGAGACACCUUGGGCAGAACAACGUCUGGUUAGGAACCCCAAACUCUGUUGAGCAAGGUGUUCCAGUAUUCAAUCCACAUGCAGAGCGCCGACGUGCUCAAGCAUCCUUCUUGCCGGCAGUAGCGGCGCGUGGUCGGUCAGGGGUCAACUAUGAAGUCCGAACAGCCGAGGAAGUCAACGAUGCCGUUAUGAAAAUGUUUGAUCAGUUGCAAAGUGCGGAGAAUCUUCCCGAAAUGCAGCCUCCUUCUAUUAUAUCCACCCGGCUCCUGCGCCACCAAAGACAGGGACUGUGGUAUAUGACGGAAAAGGAAAAACCGCGCAAAUUCGGACCCAAGGAAGAAGAUAACAAUUCGCUUUGGAGGGUGGAUUAUCGUCCUAAUGGGUCGAAAAAGUACCGUGAGAUUAUCAGUGGCUUGGUCCUUGACGAAGAGCCCCCACAAAGCUUGGGCGGUUUACUAGCGGACAUGAUGGGGUUAGGGAAAACGUUAAGUAUUCUUUCGCUUGUUGCAUCUUCUCUCGAACAGGCUAGCGAGUGGGAAAAGAUGACACCACAUCCGGAGCUCGUUAAAACCCUACCAAACAUCCGCAAUACCAGAACUACGCUGCUGGUGGCUCCUCUCAGUGCCGUCAACAACUGGGUGUCGCAGAUUAAGGAACAUGUCAUCGAGGGUGGCCUUUCAUAUUACGUCUUUCACGGCUCGAACCGGACAUCCGACGUUGACAAACUGUCGCAGUAUGAUCUAGUGAUUACGACCUACAGCAUCGUACUCAGCGAAAUAUCCGGGCGUGGUUCAAAACGCUGUGGCGUGAGCCCCUUGACCAAGAUGAACAUGUUCCGGAUUGUUCUCGACGAGGCGCACACGAUACGCGAGCAGAGCGCUGCGCAAACUCAGGCGAUCUUCAAGUUGAACUCUGAACGACGCUGGUCGGUAACGGGUACCCCCAUCCAGAACCGUCUGGAUGAUCUGCUCUCCGUGACCAAGUUUCUUGGACUAGUCCCAUAUGACGAUCGAUCUCGAUUUGCGAUGCACAUUCUUAGCAGGUUUAAGACCGGUGAUGCCACGGUAUUGGCGAGUCUACGGGUGCUUGUUGAUUCGUUUACUUUGCGUCGGGUUAAGGACAAAGUUGAUAUUCCUACUCGUCAUGAUAAAAUCAUCACCCUUGACUUUUCUGAGAAGGAACGGCAAUUACAUGAAUUCUUCCGGAAGGAAUCGAAUGUGAUGAUGAGUGUGAUUGCCGGACAGGACCAGACGAAGAUGAAGGGGCGGAUGUAUCACCACGUCCUCAAGGCUAUGAUGAUUCUACGGCAGAUCAGUGCUCAUGGAAAGGAGCUUUUGGAGCCCGAGGACCGUGAGCGGAUCAAGGGGGUUAGCGCACACGAUGCUAUUGACUUAGAAGAAGGCGGUGAAAUUACGACGGGACUGUCGGAUAAGAAGGCUUAUGAGAUGUUCACGCUGAUGCAGCAAUCAUCGGCAGACGCUUGCGCGGUGUGUGCGAAGCGCUUGGAGGAGCCGAGCACGGAGACUGGUGCCUCGGACAAGAAAACCGCAAUGGCCAUUGUGCUUCCUUGUUUCGAUGUACUCUGUCCGGACUGCUUCUCUGGUUGGAAAAAGGCGUUUAAACCUCAAAUGGAUGGAUCUUUGAACGACACCAAAUGCCAGAUUUGCGAAGGAUGGAUUCCAGCAACAUAUUCCACGAUCACUCCGGCAGGUCUCCAGGAAUACGAAGUGAACCAAGCCCAGGCAAAGCAAAGUCGAAAGCAAGCCAAGGCGAUUGGAGAAUACGAAGGACCGCACACCAAGACGAAGGCCCUCCUAGCCUCCAUACUGGAUUCUGCAGAAGCGACAAAGACCCUCCCCGAAGGCGAGAAACCGAUAAAAUCCGUCGUAUUCUCUGCCUGGACCUCCCAUCUCGACUUAAUCGAAAUUGCCCUCAAAGACAACAACAUCACAGGCUACACCCGUUUAGAUGGCACAAUGUCUCUCUCCGCUCGCCACCAUGCCCUCGAAGCCUUUCACAACGACAACAGCAUCACAAUCCUCCUAGCCACCAUUGGAGCCGGCGGCGUGGGCCUGAACCUGACCGCUGCGUCUAAUGUCUACAUCAUGGAGCCGCAAUAUAACCCCGCGGCCGUGGCGCAGGCUGUCGACCGUGUACAUCGUCUGGGGCAGACGAGGGAGGUUAACACGGUACAGUUCGUGAUGAAAGGGAGUAUUGAGGAGAAGAUCUUUGAUUUGGCCAAGAAGAAGCAACAGUUGGCGGAUUUGAGUAUGAACCGGGGGAAAUUGGAUAAGAAGGAGGUUCAGGAGGCGAGAAUGCAAGAGUAUAGAAGUUUGUUUAGGUGA
This is a messenger RNA of Aspergillus chevalieri, 3573 nucleotides long. RefSeq lists its product as uncharacterized. NCBI's taxonomy places the organism in Eukaryota, Fungi, Ascomycota, Eurotiomycetes, Eurotiales, Aspergillaceae. Bases 1 to 3573 code for a protein of 1190 amino acids. The transcript is spliced from 2 exons. Gene Ontology annotation, molecular function: ATP-dependent chromatin remodeler activity; ATP binding. The record is from RefSeq and is a predicted model, not a curated record.